Molecule: messenger RNA, 3673 nt
Organism: Branchiostoma belcheri (Belcher's lancelet)
Lineage: Eukaryota; Metazoa; Chordata; Leptocardii; Amphioxiformes; Branchiostomatidae
Product: WD repeat-containing protein 76-like
Exons: 16
Coding region: 80-2281 (733 amino acids)
Biological process (GO): regulation of DNA damage checkpoint
Cellular component (GO): nucleus
Molecular function (GO): protein binding; DNA binding
Source: RefSeq, a predicted model, not a curated record
AUAUAAAGUAGUUGGCGGGAAAGCGAGGCGUGUGUUUGGGACCAUUUCACCUAGAAAAUCUCGCGUAUUAUCGGACAAAAUGCCGAUCAGAAGCAAACGAUCACUCUCUAGCAACGACAGGAAGCCUCCUAGAUCAUCCAAGCAGCCAAAGGUUGAAGUAGUCAUUGUUGACAACUUGAGUGACAAGAGUCCUUCCAAGUAUUCUACUGCAAGCAGUGACUCUGUUCCCCUCUCUAAGCUGAAGCAAAGAGCUGUGAGAGCAUCCAAACGCAAAGAAACACCAGCUAGCAAGAAGCCCCCCAGGGAUGCCCAGAAAGUCCUUUUCUCCAAGAGUAGAAAAAUCAUCUCUAGUGAUGAGGAAGAAGAAGAAGAAGAUGAGUUCUCGAGUGAAGAGGAGUGGUCCAGUGAGGAGGAAAUGUCCAAAGAUGAGAAGAAGUUGAGCAGUGAGGAGUCUAGUAGUAGUAGUGGGGAAGAAUGGAGAGCUACAGGUCCAGUCAAAAGAAAGAAGGCUACUAAGCCCAAGAAAGUUGCCAAGCCUAAGAAGACUGCUGGGAAAGCAAAAGCAGCUGCAAAGGACUCUGGGAAGGAUGUUGAAAUUAUCGGAGCGAACCUGGACAGUGAUUCAGAGGAUGAUGACGUCCCAAACUCUGCAGCUGGGCACUACAUGUCUGAGUACGAGAAAAAACGUCUGCAAAACAUCAAGGAAAAUGCAGCGUUCUUCGAAAGCAUCGACCUUGCGUCAGCCAAGAACGACCUUAGCGAAGUCUCUACCUCUGCCAAGAAGUCUGCACAACCGAGGGGUCUGAAGGUGAAAAAGCAGUAUGAGUCAAGGUUGCCCCUGCCGCCACGACCACGCUCGUUGCGACUACAGAACAAGAACCCAGAGGGCGUUGACCUCCCACCCAGACCAGAGCCUCUACCUCUGUACCAGAACUCGCAUGUGGAAAGAAGUGGUCCAACCUAUAAGCACUUCUUUGUACAAAGGCACAUUGGUGUCAGACGAGGCUUGACUGGCAAACACAAAGGAACACCUUUUGGGCCUCGAAAGCCAGCAGGGCCCUUGGACAUGUCUGCUACCAAUGUCAAGGGCAACGACAACGGGCUGGGAGACCGGUUUCAACAGGAUCUUCACAAACUCGCUAAGAUUUCCAUUCCUGAAAGUGAUGGGAAAAAGAGACUGACUGUUACUCAAGAAAGUUUCUUGAAGUCGUUACAGUCCAUGACCAUAUCAGAGGAGAGGGUGGCCAAAGUCACACCCGAGCGUAUUUUCUCCGUUGCUGUCCACCCCUCCACAACCAAGAUGUUGGUAUGUGCCGGAGACAAGUGGGGCAGGCUGGGAUUGUGGGAUGUGGAAUCCCAAGACGGCGAUGACGGUGUCUACUUGUACAACCCGCACUCUCGACCAAUCAACUGCCUCCAGUUCUCCCCAGUGCAUCAUGGGAAGCUGUACAUGUGCAGUUACGACGGCACCAUGAGAUGUGCAGAGUUUGAAAAAGAUGUUUUCUCUGAGGUGUACAGUACAGAAGAGGGGGCUGACGUGCUGGUGAAGUACUUUGACUUUCUGUCAGAGGAUGGGACCACGUGCCUUCUGGGCCUGUCGGAUGGAGAUGUGGCAAUAGUAGACACCAGGACUAAAGGGUGUGAAGCAGAGCACUUGUAUCCAGCACAUGAUCGCACCAUCAAGACAGUCAGUGUACACCCCACACAGAGGCACUACUUUGUGUCCUGUUGUAAUGACAGCAAUGUGUACAUCUAUGACUUGAGGAACAUGAAGAAGAAAGGUAGCCAACAAUUCGUAGCCUCGCUUUACCAGCACAGUCGGUCGGUGUCUUCAGCAUACUUCUCCCCAGCCAGUGGAAGUCGUAUCCUCACCACAUGUUUCGACGAUAGAAUUAGGGUGUUUGAAACAUCAGCGAUUGGUCAGCAGACAGUCAAACCUCUCCGUGAGGUCCGCCACAACAACCAGACGGGGCGCUGGCUGACUCCGUUCCGCGCCAUGUGGGUCCCCGGCAGGGACGACCUGUUUGUGUCCGGCAGCAUGAAACAACCCAGACAGAUUGAGCUGUACAGUGACCAGACCUCCCUCCUCCAUACCUUCACCAGUCCUGACUACCUCACAUCCAUCUGUAGUAUCAAUGCCUUCCACCCAACACAGUGUGUUCUGGCAGGGGCAAACUCCAGUGGAAAGGUCCAUGUGUUCUCUGCAUCAAGUUUCUCACAAUCCUCCAACAAGAAAAGUCCAGGGUCUCCAAGAGUUGUACUCAAGAAAAUGGCUCUCUAAUACUUGAUGUGAAUAUUAUUAUUAGCAAGGUUCUAAGCAAUUCUCUAAGACUUUAACUGGUCUCACCAUCCUCGAACAAGAAAAGUCCAGGGUCUCCAAGAGUUGUACUCAAGAAAAUGGCUGUCUAAUACUUGGUAUUAUUAACAAGGUUCUAAGCAAUUCUCUAAGACUUAACUGGUCUCACCAUCAUCGAAGAAGAAAAAUCCAGGGUCUCCAAGAGUUGUACUCAAGAAAAUGGCUGUCUGAUACUUGGUGUUAUUAUUAACAAGGUUCUAAGCAAUUCUCUAAGACUUAACUGGUCUCACCAUCCUCGAACAAGAAAAAUCCAGGGUCUCCAAGAGUUGUACUCAAGAAAAUGGCUGUCUAAUACUUGGUGUUAUUAUUAACAAGGUUCUAAGCAAUUCGUCUUGCCAUCCUCCAACAAGAAAAGUCCAGGGUCUCCAAGAGUUGUACUCAAGAAAAUAAUCUGUCUAAUAUGUGGUAUUAUUGACAAGGUCUUAUAAGCAAUUCUCUAAGACUUAACUGGUCAUCUUUCUCACCAUUAAAAACUGAAGCACUCAUGAACAACUAGCUCAGUUUGGAGCAGUAGUAUAAGUGUUGGAAUAUCAUACAACAAUACAGUUUGUUCUGGUUUGUUCAAUUAACUUUCAGCCUGCUAAGGUAGGCCUUUGGCACCAAAUUUGUCUUAGUUACAGGGUUAGCUGGUAGCAAGAAGGUUAAACAAAUGCUGGUAAAACAAGUACAACAAGGCAAUCUUUAAAUGGCUCACAUAUUUGGGGCUGAAAAAGUUUCUGUUGAACUUAUAAAAUACUUCUCUUGCCAUUCCACAUAUGUCCAUAUGUUCUUAACUUCAGAAUUCCAGUUUCUAAUACUAGUAUAGCUUGCAACUUGAUGCUUUAUUCACAUAUGUUCCAGUUAAUAGUUAACAUUUAGUUGUUUCUUUGUUUGGUUACAAGUUUUGUUUCUAACAGUUAAUGUACUAGUUGUUAUUCAUUCAGUUUGAAGGGUAAAAGCUUUUUAAAACAUAAUCUUGAUAUGUAAAAUGAUAUGUCAAAAAAUUUACCUUACUCUCAAUUCUCAAAUACAAAUUUUAUUCCAUAAUUGGUUUCCUAAGAUGCAUUUUGAAAUCUGAAAAUAUUGGACACCAUUGAAUUAAUCUCUAUCAGUAGUUUUAAAAUUGUAUGAUUUAACAAUGAUAUUCUAUCUACUUGAAGUUGUUCAGAUGUAUCUACAUCAUUGGCCUGUACGCAGUUUAGUUCUUAAAAGCACUAUGAAAGUAUUUGUCUAUCUUGACUAGGAAGAGAAUUGGUUGUAUUUGUACAGAAAGGCUGGUAUCUAUGACUUCAGAUUUUAUCAAUACUGAUGAAUAAACUGAUCUUUUUCAUAAUAAGC